AUGAUGAACAAACUGUGGAGGGGUGAUCAUAAAAAGCCAAACACUCUCUGAUCUCUGAUUGGUCAGUCUGUCCCACGCGGACAGCGUCCCUCCAGCUCGGCUCGGCGCGUGCCAGCGGCCUGUCGCUUAAAUCAAAACAACAUGUCGAUGGAUUUCUGCAAUCGGGUGUGGAUUCUCUUCUGCGCCACAAUAUGUUAUUCGGGUUUAUUUUGCUGUGAGGUGACUCCGGGGGGAAAUCCGAACAUACCACACAUUGCAAAAUAUUUCUGCACGAAGGGGAGGUAUGAAGAAGUGAACCCGUAUCUCAUAGAGGACAUACUUGCUGUAAACAGUUCCGUUUUGCAGCCUCCGUCCCCGCAAUGUCGCCAAAUCCACAUGACGGCCAUCAUCAGACAUGGAACGAGAUACCCCACUUCCAAAAACGCCAAGAAGAUGCAGAAGCUUUACGAUCUGAUCCAGGACAACGCCAGGGCGAAUCACAGCUGGCUGCAGGAGAUCCAGACCCGCUGGAGGAUGUGGUACACCGAGGACAUGGAUGGCCGGCUGGUCCAGAAGGGUGUGGAGGACCUCAGGCAUCUGGCUAUCCGGUUCUCAAAGCUCUUCCCGACCCUGGUUUCACAGGAGAACCUGCGUGGAGGCCGCAUCACGUUCAUCACCAGCUCCAAGCACAGAUGUGUCAACAGCACCCUGUCCUUCAAGGCAGGACUCACCCAGCUGUGGGACAUUAAAGAUAUGGAGUUUGACCAUGCAGUGAAUGAUGCCCUCAUGAGGUUCUUCGAUCAGUGUUCUAGGUUCUUGGAGGAAGUUGACAAAAACCCAUCAGCUCUGACCGAGUUGGACAAAUUCAAUCAGGGCCCAGAGAUGAACAGGGUCCAGCAGAAGAUCGCAGACCGUCUCGAAGUCCCGUAUAACCUCAUCACUGAUGACAUGGUGGAAGCUGCUUUCUACCUGUGUGCCUAUGAGUUCGCCAUCAAGACGGUGAAUUCCCCGUGGUGUCGGCUCUUUGAUGAAGUCGAUGCGCAGGUUAUGGAGUAUGCGAUUGAUUUAAAACAGUUUUGGAAACGCGGCUACGGCUUUGACAUCAACAGCAAGUCGAGCUGCAUUCUGUUCCAUGAUGUGUUUGCUCGUUUGGACAAAGCCUUCACAGAAAUCAAAUCAGGCCAGCAAGUGAGUGAAGCUGUGACGAUUCAAGUCGGCCACGCAGAGACUCUUCUGCCUCUUCUCACCCUCCUUGGCUUCUUUAAGGACAGCGACACCCUGAGAUCCACCAACUACGCCUCGCAGACCCAACGCUCGUUCCGCACCAGCCUCAUGUUGCCCUACGCGGCCAACUUUGUCCUAGUCUUGUACGACUGUGGAGGAGGCGACAUUAGACUGCAGCCGUUGCUCAAUGAGAAACCUGUCAGGUUCUCAAGCAUGACUGAUCAACAGGUCUCUAUGCCUCUGUACGAACACGUCAAGGAGAGCUACAGAAACCUGCUGCAGGGAUGUGACUUCGAGACGGAAUGCCAGUUGUUUAAGACUAAUAAUGAUGUUUAGGUCCGCUGAGUACAUGUCGAAGAUGAUAUCCAAGGCUUUAUCCACAACACUGAUAAUAUUACCAAACAUUAACUCUGUGGGGACGGACAGUUACUAUUCCUUGAGUGGCAUAAAAGUCAUUUAGGAGAAAACGUUGGACCUAAACGUGUUUGGAGCCUCAUUUUGAAGGGGUGCCUUUAUUUUCCACUUCUUUUAUCUUUUAUUUUCCAGUUUCUAAAAAGAAGAAACCAUAAAAUAUUAGCAAAUUUGCUAUAAAUUAAGAAAUAUACGUAUGUUUUUAAAUAUUUGAUGAUUCACUUUAAGCAUUUCACACAGACUGAACAAAAUGGUUGAUCUGCGGUACAACAAUCGGUGCAAAGAUUUUCACUUCUAGAUAAACCCCAUGGCAAUGUGGUAGAGUUUAAAAGAAAUGUUAAAACUUUACAGUUUACCUCGAGGGACAAGGGAAUAAAGAAUUGUGACUGAAGCCGUCUGACAGCCUGAUACACACAUGACAAAAACAUUUUGUAAUUAAUAGCUCGUUGGAAUUAUUCUUGGUUAACUGGUUGUUGUGUGCAAAAAAAAAAAAAAGUGAACGUGUGAUGUUUUGUUCCAUUCUUUGAACAAACUGUUUCAAUUUCACAAAUAAUAGAGAAACUUGUUUAGUUUUUUGCCCAAAGCCAAGUUUGUUUGGAAAAGUUUUUUUCAAUGGGAACAUAAUCUGUCUGUCAAAACGUUUUCUUUUUUUUAAUUUUGAAUUAUUACUGUUUUCUCAGGGAUAUUUUCUCAGUAAAAUUAGGACCAAAAAUUCUGAUCUCUUUACCAAACAAGUCAGUAACAUGUUUAUUUCACAUUUUAAAAAGUAUCAGAUGUGUUUUUUUCCAUUUAAAUUCAAUGAAUAAAAAUGCGUAAUGUUCCAUUAAUUCCUGAUUUAUGACUGAGCACUAAAAAAGCAGGUGUUUUCAAUAAUAUUAUCAAUAAAUACGGCCUAUUAUUAAAGAAACAACAAAGAAAAAUAGUGGAUGGGAUGAUCAAGGUUUUAGAGUUCAGGUUUAAAAAAAUCGGAGCUCAUCAGUUUGACUAUAAAUAAGAACAUAUUUAAAGAUUAGAAUACAAGUGGAAGUAAAAUUGGAUGAAAGUUUGAUGAGGUUACAUCACAUCACCUUGGAUGGGCAUGAACAUGAAGGGCAACCCUCACUUUUAAUGCUGUAAUGUUCUAGCUUACAAUACAAAAUUGGGAACAAACCACCUCUAAAAUGACUGUUUACCCUAAUAAUAAAGUAUUCUUUGCUUUGA
Oryzias melastigma (Indian medaka) is the source of this 2814-nucleotide messenger RNA. RefSeq names its product multiple inositol-polyphosphate phosphatase 1a (gene minpp1a). The transcript is spliced from 5 exons. Gene Ontology annotation, molecular function: acid phosphatase activity; inositol phosphate phosphatase activity. NCBI's taxonomy places the organism in Eukaryota, Metazoa, Chordata, Actinopteri, Beloniformes, Adrianichthyidae. The coding region runs from base 142 to 1539 and encodes 465 amino acids. The record is from RefSeq and is a predicted model, not a curated record.